This is a messenger RNA of Cutaneotrichosporon oleaginosum, 1160 nucleotides long. RefSeq lists its product as uncharacterized. Gene Ontology annotation, biological process: protein methylation. Gene Ontology annotation, cellular component: mitochondrion. The record is from RefSeq and is a predicted model, not a curated record. NCBI's taxonomy places the organism in Eukaryota, Fungi, Basidiomycota, Tremellomycetes, Trichosporonales, Trichosporonaceae. Gene Ontology annotation, molecular function: protein methyltransferase activity.
UUUUCCUCCUUUUCAUCCUCCUUCUUGGCUCACAUGGGCUAUGCGGCCUGCCCUCCGGCUUCUCAGAUGCAGCAGCCCCUCAGCCCUCCUCGCUAGGCUGGCGCGCAAUCCCGAGCUUUCGGCUGCGGACGCGAAGGCCGAGCUUCGAUGGAUGCGGGCUGCCAAGGGGGACUUGGAAGACAUGGUUGAGCGGCGCGCUCGCGGCGAGCCGCUCCAGUACAUUCUCGGCGACACCGACUUUGGCCCCUUGACGCUUCUCUGUCGCCCCCCUGUCCUCAUUCCACGUCCCGAGACGGCAUAUAUCGUCGAGCAUCUCGCGUCUCUCCUGCCUUCCCGCCCACUACGUGUACUAGACUUGUGCACGGGGAGCGGAUGCAUUCCGCUGCUCCUCGCUCAUUUGCGGGCAGACCUCACAGCCGUGGGAGUCGACGUGUCACCUGAUGCCGUCUCUUUGGCUAAGGAGAAUAUCGCGGCCAUGGGCAUGGAGGGGAGGGUAAGAACGGUGCAGGCGGACAUACUCGCGCCCGAUUUCUUGCAGAGAAUCGAGAAAGAGGUGGGACCGGUCGAUCUGGUGACGGCCAAUCCCCCGUACAUCCCGCAGGCCGAGUACGAUGCUCUCCCGCCCUCUGUGCGAGCGUACGAGGACAGGGGUGCCCUCCUUGCGGGAGGGGAGGGCGGCACGGCGUUCUACGCCCACAUCGCAGCCAUCGCUCCAUCCAUGUUGAGGGAGGGUCCGGGGAUAAAGAUUGCGGUCGAAAUUGGCGCUGGACAGGGACAGACUGUGGCUUCUCUCUUGCCCGGUCAUACCGAAGUCGUGCAAGAUCAGUAUGGGCGCGACCGCAUGGUCACGGCUGUGUUUUAGGUAUCCGUCCUGCUCAAUGGCUGGGGGGCUGGGUACUGACGCAAUGUACUAACGUUUCCAUCAGCGCUUGCGCGACCCGAGCUUAGACACGUCGGCAGUCUUCUUUCCCACUGCAGAUGUCACAGCUAUCGGAAGAACAUUCCUACCUCGCAGUGCACUCCCUUCGCCUCAGAUACGUCUGUGGCCGAGGUGGGGCGCACACGCUCACAGUCUGGUCCACAAGACUGUUCGAGCAUCGCGAGAAUGGUACAUUUACCUCUCAGUAGUACAUACAUGCAUGAAAAUACGGGCCCUCUUC